ACGUCUUCCCCGUUCCCACUUCCCACCGCCUUCCCACUGCCGCUGCCUAUAUAUACUCCAUCUCUUCAUCCAAGCAAAGCAAAUACUUAUUUACCAAAAAAAAAAAGGACUUCUCUUCGUUGCGAUCCACGGUCAGCUUUCUAUCGGAUCUUCCCUAAUUUCAUUCUCGCACGUCGCUGAUGAUCGAUUUGGAGCGGAAAACAGGAAAUAUGGCAACAACCGGGAUACCCGCUAGAUCGCACAGAAAUCCAUGCCUCUCCGCUACCUCUUCACCACAAAUCCAAGGCGCCUCCGCUACUUGCGCUUACGAGCAGUACCUCCUCCUUCCAGAGCUCUCCAAGCUCUGGAACUCCAAAAAUUUCCCCGGGUGGAAGAACGAAUCCAUCCUCAAACCGACCCUGCAGGCCUUGGAGAUCAGCUUCCGGUUCAUCUCUAUCACCCUAUCGGAUCCGCGGCCAUAUGCGAACCGCCGGGAGUGGAAGCGGCGGCUCGAGUCCCUUGCCGCUCGGCAGAUCGAGCUCAUCGCCACCCUCUGCGAAGAGGAGGAGCUCGGCCGCGGGGUGCCGGUGGCGGAACUCAGCUCAUCCAGGGGGGUCUUGUCUCGAGAACAGAGCUCUCAGGAGGUCUGGCAGCUCCCUGGGACGUCCACCGUCGUAAGCCGCACGAGCGCGGCGAGCCUGCUUCCGAGGCUAGCCAUAUGGGAGAAAUCGGAGGACGUGGCCUCUAAAAUCCUCUUCCAGAUCGAGAGCCAGAUGCACCGAUGCCCCUUCACCCUUGGACUGGGCGAGCCCAACCUCGCCGGAAAGCCCGUCCUCGAGUACGAUAUCGUCGUCCGGCCUUCGGAUCUGCACUCCCUCAAGAAAAGCCCGAUGGAGUCCAAGAAUCAAGAGAACCAGACGGUCUUCACCGCCCACCAGAUUCUGGAAUCGUGGAUCUUCGCCGCCCGGGAGCUGUUGGAACGGAUAGGAGAGAGGAUGGAGGGGAAGGAUUGGGAGAAAGCGGCGAGCGAUUGCUGGCUCCUGGAGCGGGUGUGGAAGCUUCUGGCGGAGGUGGAGGACCUCCACCUGCUGAUGGACCCGAACGACUUCCUCCGCCUCAAGAGCCAGCUCCGGAUCCGCGCCGCCUCCGGAUCGGAGGCGUUCUGCUUCCGGUCGAGCGCUCUGCUCCGUGUCACGAGUGGCUCCAGGGAUCUGAAGCGAAUGGUGCCAUGGAUUCUCGGGGUGGAGGUGGACCCCAGCGGCGGGCCCCGGGUUCAGGAAGCGGCCAUGAGGUUGUUCCACAGCCGGAGGAGGGGCGAGGAUGGGAGGAUCGGUCUGCUGCAGGCGCUUUUGGCGAUCGAAGCGGCGGUGAAGAGGUUCUUCUUCGCAUACCGGCAGUUGAUCGUGGCCGUCGUUGGGAGCUUGGAGGCGAGCUGCAACCAAGCCCUGUCCCUGCCGUCGGAGUCGUUGGAUUCGCUAUCGCACAUGUUCUUGGAGCCGCCCUAUUUCCCGAGCCUGGAUGCGGCUAAGGCGUUCUUGGGGAGCUUCUGGGUAACUUCUGGGGCGGAUCGGAUAGCUGAUCGUGAAUGAGGUGGGGGCAGCUCAAGGUGAGAGCUUACAUGGCGCCGGUCUGGUGUGUUAUCAUAGUGCUAGCUCAGAUCAUCCGAUACGUAUUUAUUCAUACCUUCGUAUUACCAUUGAUGUCUGUAUAUCAGUUUGCGGAGUCGAAUUCUUGAUUAGAUCAUGAUGGUGCCACUUGGAUGGCUUGGAUAUUGUAUCCUUGAUUCAGGACCAAAGGUUGAUCCUCUAAUUCAUCAACAACCAGUGGUGCUGUUCAAGAAGUUUUAUGUACUCGUGUCGAUUACCGUGAUUCAAACGAUUCAAUGCAUUCUUUCUCCGGAACUCUCUCCGUUUUUUCCCCA
Molecule: messenger RNA, 1900 nt
Organism: Elaeis guineensis (African oil palm)
Lineage: Eukaryota; Viridiplantae; Streptophyta; Magnoliopsida; Arecales; Arecaceae
Product: nematode resistance protein-like HSPRO1
Biological process (GO): defense response
Molecular function (GO): heme binding; metal ion binding
Source: RefSeq, a predicted model, not a curated record